Molecule: messenger RNA, 1048 nt
Organism: Amblyraja radiata (thorny skate)
Lineage: Eukaryota; Metazoa; Chordata; Chondrichthyes; Rajiformes; Rajidae
Gene: tmem69
Product: transmembrane protein 69
Exons: 3
Coding region: 173-928 (251 amino acids)
Source: RefSeq, a predicted model, not a curated record
UUACCCGGGCGGCAGUAUGCAUCGGUGAAUGUGUUGCUUCCAAGGUUGCUCUGAGUUCCACAUGUGUGUGUGUGUGGGGGGGGAUGGAGUUUUAAUAGUGUAUGCAAUAUUCUUUUGUUCUUUGGCAAAUUGAAAGUGGCUUUUUUAUCGGCGGAGGUGUCCAGGACUCAACAUGUUUGUUUCUUUGAUGCAGAGAUGUUUCCAAACAACCAAGAAAAUUGAGAAAUUGACAUCAUGGUUUCCAAAUGAAUCGAGAAAAAUCACUACCCAUCAUUUAUUAAUGCCUUAUAUGCAAAGAAUUCCCUUGCACCAAAACAUUAAGUGCCUCGAAAGAUCAGCAACUUCCCGAAUUCAGAUGAGCUCUUUUCAUGUGUCCUCUCAAGCAUCCAAGAUGAAGAAAGUACAGGAACCAGAGAAACGUGAAUUAGACUUGAUAAGAUAUGACUUUAAAGAACUGAAGAACAGUCCCAAAGCUGCCCUCUAUCUUGGUUGUGGUGGAUUAAUUCCUUUUGUCUCGGCUCCUCUGAUCAUGGCCAUUACGGAAACAUAUUUCCCUGAAGUAGCUUUUGCCCAAAUAGCAUAUGGAGCAUCAAUACUCUCUUUUCUUGGAGGGGUACGGUGGGGAUUUUCAAUUCCAGAAAACAGCCCUGCAAAACCUGACUGGCUGAAUCUGGGAAACAGUUUGGUUCCUUCUUUACUUGCCUGGAUAGCCCUACUCUUUCAUGACAAUCUCACAGAGGCAGCUAUUUUGGUUAUCAUGGGUCUUGGUAUAGCGUUACAUUAUGACUUAAACUUACUCCCAGGUUAUCCAAAUUGGUUUAGAGCACUUCGAACAGUGCUGACUGUGGUAGCAACAUUCUCUUUGGUUGCUUUAAUAAUAGUAAAAAAUACAUAUCCUGAGAAAAAGUUAGUUUCAAAUGAAAAAUAAAUUUAAAGUGAAGUCAAUAUUAUUGUUUCUUCAAAUUGGGUAACUGUAGAGAAUUUGUCUUCUUAAUUCAAAUAAACGAUCAUGUACAAAAUAAAUCCAGAUGAGAGGAUUAACAAAUAA